AUGAGAGAAGUUAAAGGUUCCAAAGACAACGUACCAUCAUUGGAAAGUGUAUCAAAUGAUUUAAGCUCUCAUGCACUUAUUACUAAAAUUUCCAUGUCGCCCGAUGGAAAAGAACGUGUAAUAUUUGUGAAUCAACCAAACACUACAACAUUUUGCAGUAAUUCAAUUAGUACUGGGAAGUAUUCGAUUGUUACAUUUAUCCCCAAAUUCCUCUUUGAACAGUUCCGGAAAUAUGGCAAUAUAUUCUCUCUAUUUGUCGCCGUUCUCCAACAAAUUCCAGGUGUGUCCCCGAUUGGUCGUUUUACAAAUUUACUUCUUCUUGCAUUUAUCCUCUGUGGCUCCGCUAUCAAAGAAAUUAUUGAGGAUUAUACACGACAUAAAAGUGAUAAGGCCACAAAUAACUCAAAGACUCAGGGUAUGCUUAUCAUUAAUGGAUUUUUAUUAAUUUAUGACAAUGUAGUGUUACGAAAUGGUAGUUGGGAAACAAUACUUUGGAAGGAUGUACAAGUUGGAGAUAUUGUGAAGUUGACAAGCAAUUCUCGCAUCCCUGCUGAUCUGGUAAUAUUGGCAACAGGCGAACCCAUGUCUUUGUGCUACAUUGAAACGUCCAACCUGGAUGGUGAAACUACGCUUAAGCUUCGACAAGGUUUAACAAUUACAUCUGGAUUAAUUACUGCCGAAUUACUGCGUAAAGCCCAUAUUCGAAUUGAAUGUGAACAGCCAACCCGAACUCUUGAUGAGUUUGUGGGAACGCUGUAUGAUGAGAAGAAUACAGGUUAUCCACUGGAUAGCAAUCAAGUAUUACUUCGCGGCGCUACGGUGAAAAACACCAAUUGGGUUUUCGGUGCUGUUGUUUAUACUGGAAGGGAGUCGAAAGUCAUGCUCAAUUCAACUGCUGCACCUUUGAAACGCUCUUCAGUGGAUAAACAGACUAACUACUAUAUCCUGGUACUGUUCGGUCUGCUGGCCUUUCUCACAGUUUUUAUGGUCUUUGCAAAUAUAAUUUGGACGAAAGUCACUGGAGAAAAAAUGUGGUACCUCGGUGGAGUUGUUAGAGUAGUCUUUAUUAAAUCGCGAUUCCACCAUUUUUCUAACUUCUUAUUCUUUCUCCUCGUAGAAUUGACCUGGAUGAGUGCGUUUUACAUGUGCAUCACUGCUUUUAUAUUCUUCCAUACCAUAAUUCCAAUCAGUCUCCAAGUCACCCUUGAAGUCGUCCGAUUUGUUCAGGCGCUUUUCAUUAAUUGGGACUUGGACAUUUACGAUGCAAAAACGGACACACCAGCAAUGGCGCGAAAUUCAAAUCUCAACGGGGACUUGGGCCAAGUUAAGUACAUCUUCUCUGAUAAGACUGGAACUCUUACUAAGAAUGUCAUGGAAUUUAAGAUGUGUUCGAUUGGACGAGAGGCCUAUGGACUUGAGGAUCAAGAGGCGACGGCCAUUCAAGACUGGCGACUACUCACCAAAUUGGCUGAGGGUGAUCGUGAUGUGGACUGGUUUUUCACAAUCCUUGCUGUCUGUCAUACUGUCAUACCCGAAUACGUAGACGUGGACAUUGAUCGCGAUGAUAUCCGCUACCAAGCUACCUCACCAGGUUAUUUGAAAUUCAUUACCAUAAUGUUUGUCUUCGAUACUGCCAUUGAAUUCUUUCUCGAAUUGGGUGAUAUUACAAUUCUCCCUCCCCUUUUAGAUGAACGAGCCUUAGUGAUGGCUGCAAAAUCUCUGGGUUACGUAUUCUGUGAACGAGAACCCGAUUCUGUCACUAUUCGUGUGAAAGGCGAAAAGCACCAAUUCAAACUUUUGAAUAUCAUUGAGUUCACCAGUGACAGGAAACGAAUGAGUGUAAUUGUGGAGGAUGAAGAAGGCAAACUCUUCCUCAUGGUCAAAGGCGCAGAUACAGCAAUCUAUGAAAGAUUAGGACAAGAUGCGCAUUUCAAAGAAGAAACAUUAAAUCAUAUGAAUGAAUUUGCGGAAAUUGGUCUUCGAACCCUUUGCAUAGCCUUCCGUCGUUUGGAUCGUGCUUAUUAUGAGAGUUGGGCUAAAAAGUACUAUGAACGCAGUAUUGCUGGCACCAAUUGUGCUGAGCUUGUGAAUGAAGUUUGUGAAGAAAUUGAACAGAACCUUGAACUUGUUGGAGCAACUGCAAUCGAGGAUAAAUUGCAGGAUGAUGUCCCCCAAACAAUUGACAAUAUGCUCACUGCAGGUAUCUCAGUUUGGGUACUCACAGGGGACCAACAGGAAACUGCUGUCAACAUUGGUUUGUCCUGUCGAUUGAUAAGUUUGAAUCAGACUCAUUUGUUGAUCAAUGCCAGUGACAUGGAUGGAGUUCGUAAUCAACUUAACGAGUGCAUUAAUGCACAGAGAGGAGAGGGUGGUAAAGGUCGAGGAAUUGCACUCAUCGUUACGGGUAAGGUGAGUGACCUAAAUUGCAAGUUAAAGCUUAAAGUCAAGAGGGGCUUGCGCAUGCUUGUGGACCUUGUUGGUUUGACGAGUGAAGUAAUUUUAGGCCUACUCUCAAACACCCAAUCGAGUGUUCUUCCAAAAGAAACGGCCUUAGAAAUGCUUCUUAUGGCGGAGUGUCAGAGGGAAUUCUUCGAUUUGGCGCUCUCUUGUUCUUCGGUUGUGUGCUGUCGAGUGAGUCCAUGGCAAAAGGCUGAGGUGGUUCGUUUGGUUCGGACUUUUACAAAUGAUAUCACUCUCGCAAUUGGCGACGGAGCCAACGAUGUUGGAAUGAUUCAGGCAGCCUGUUCUUCCGAUUACGCCAUCGCACAAUUCAGAUUCCUCAACAAACUCCUUCUUGUCCACGGUGCAUGGUCUUUUUAUCGCAUAAAUAAGUUCAUUUUCUACUCAUUCUACAAGAAUGUCUGCCUCCAUUUCAUUCAAUUCUGGUUCGGCAUGAUCUCUGGUUUCUCAGGACAAAUUCUCUUCGAUCAAUGGAUUUCGGCAAUCUACAACAAUGUACUCAGCGUAGCCCCUCCAAUGGCCCUCGGACUUUUUGAGCGCGAUAUGAGUGCGAGAAAUUGUCUUCGACUGCCUGGUCUCUAUAAAGAAAUCCAAAGAACUAAUAAAUUUGAUAAAAUUACUUUCCUCACUUGGCUAGCCAAUGGCAUAUUCCAUUCCGCAAUCCUCUUUUGGAUUCCUCUUUGCGCAUUUCAUCACGACGUCGUUUACGGAAACGGGCAAAUCGCUAGCUAUUUGGUCUUGGGCAACACUGUAUACACGUGUGCAGUUCUGACUGUAUGCUUGAAGGCUGGUCUCGAGCAUACUGCCUGGACACUGUUCUCCCAUUUCGCCAUUUGGGGGAGUAUCGUGCUCUGGUUCCUCUUCCUUAUUGUUUACUCUCACCUCUAUCCCACUUUCCCAAUCGGCCCUGAGAUGGUCGCAAUGGAUGCAGCUUGUUUCCGAAGCGCUGUCUUCUGGCUCCUACUAAUUGUCGUGCCUGUAAUUGCUCUCACUCGUGAUUUUGUCUGGAAAGUGCUUCGAAGAACGUACUCACUGACAAUGCGUGAACAAGUGAUGAUCUGUGAACAAAACGGUGUUGAACCCGAGCACUUUUUGCAAAUGUUCAAAUCUCACAAAUAG
Molecule: messenger RNA, 3579 nt
Organism: Rodentolepis nana
Lineage: Eukaryota; Metazoa; Platyhelminthes; Cestoda; Cyclophyllidea; Hymenolepididae
Source: the annotation of a GenBank genome assembly